AUGGCUGACACUACUGUUAACUCAACUGAGACAGUGUCAACAAAGGUCACUGAUGAAAUGUUCAUGAUGGAAUGUUUCAAACAUAUCCAGACCCCUGCAGUGGUCGAUGUUAGUGGCGUUGCAAAAGUUUUGAACUAUUCUAACCCAGUCUCUGUCUCCAAUCGUCUUUCUCGCCUAAAGAAAAAGUUCAAUCUUCGUAUUAGCACCACCACCGGACCAAUGCAGCUUGGCGAUGAUGGCGACGUAGCUUCUGUCGUGGCUGCUGCCACCGCUACAUCAACUCCUCGAAAGGGUGCUCGAGCUACAAAGGGUCCUAUCAAGGCCAAAGCAGCAAGUACUGGUGAUGAAUCGAAGAGUGAGAGCCCCAGCAAACCUGCUCGAAAGGCGGGCGGUGGCCGGAAACGCAAGAUAGCUGCAGAUCCAACUCCUGCUGUGGUCGAAAAACAAGUUGAAAGCACUGAAGAGGAAGUUAACGGCAGAGACAAGGAAAAUGGCGAGAACGAGUCUAAGGCCGACGAAUUUACUGUUAAGCCAGAGACGAAGAGCAAAGAAGACUAA
Messenger RNA from Coccidioides immitis RS, 558 nucleotides. RefSeq lists its product as uncharacterized. The transcript has 2 exons. The record is from RefSeq and is a predicted model, not a curated record. Lineage: Eukaryota; Fungi; Ascomycota; Eurotiomycetes; Onygenales; Onygenaceae. Bases 1 to 558 code for a protein of 185 amino acids.